Messenger RNA from Myripristis murdjan (pinecone soldierfish), 3124 nucleotides. It is a transcript of the gene efcab14, whose product is annotated as EF-hand calcium binding domain 14. The transcript has 9 exons. The coding region runs from base 626 to 1876 and encodes 416 amino acids. The record is from RefSeq and is a predicted model, not a curated record. NCBI's taxonomy places the organism in Eukaryota, Metazoa, Chordata, Actinopteri, Holocentriformes, Holocentridae.
GGAUGUGGGCUGCUCUGUCCACCAAUCACCGCUCAGCUUACUUAGACGCCCUGCCAAAACAAUCAGGCAGCACCGCAGCUCAGUAGCCACUCUGUACUACACAUUUUCUUUCCACAGCGCAGCGGCUGAUCUAUUUUAACGACUUUUGACAGUGUUUAUAUUCUGGACGCCGCCGGGGUAUGUAACUUUAAACCUCGCUGAGUCGAUGUGGUGGGGCUGGAGAGUUAGCCUGCCCCUGUUAGCUAGCGUUAGCUCGGUACUGGGCCCCGGUGUCAGCGCUAAGCUAGCGGCUGCUAGCUAGCUUGCUAGCUGACGUACGUAGACUCGCGUUUCCCAGCUAAUUAACAUUACCCAAGGUAGAUAAAGUUAACGUUAGAUUGUCAGAGUUGUACAAAAUGCCGGUCAGCCAUUAAAUCGGUUCGUAUCGGGUCUGACAAGGUAUAAAUACAGCUGGGAAAGCUAUCGCCACAGGCGCGUCAGAUGUGUUUAUCUGCAGGAACGUUGUGUGGCUCAUAACCUAGCAAUAGCGAUUAGCUGCAAAGAAAAAUCCACCAAACUGGACAAAACAUUGGAUUUAGUCGGGUUUAAAUCGGGCUCGGCGGGAUCGCUGACCCCCCAGAAAAAGAUGAAGAAGAGGAAGGAGCUCAAUGCUUUGAUUGGGCUUGGGGACAAUAAGAGGAAGAAGACCAAGAAGGGGUCCGGGCACCGACUCCUCCGAACCGAGCCGCCGGACUCGGAGUCCGAGUCCAGCUCGGACGACGAUGAGUUCAACAACAUGAGCAGCGUAGCUCCAUUUGGAAAGAGAAGUUACACGCAGUGCUGCAAUGUCUGCUACCCCCUGUUCUUGUUUAUCAUUCUGGCUGCCUGUGUUAUGGCCUGUGCUGGACUCAUAUGGAUGCAGAUAGCACUCAAAGAAGAUCUAGAUUCACUAAAAGAGAAGCUGCACACAAUGGAAUCCAGCCAGAAAGCCUCAUCACAUGAAAUACCAAAACUAAGCGAGGAUCUGAAAACCAAGCAGAGGGAGCUUGAUGACAUUGAAAGUGGGGACAAGGGCUUGAGCAAACUCUGGUCUAACCUGACUGAAAUGAACAGAAAGAUCAGUUUACUGGACUCUGCAGUUAACCACCUAAAGGCCAACUUGAAAUCAGCCGCGGAUUUAAUCAGCCUUCCCACCACAGUUGAAGAGCUCCAAAAGAGUGUGGCCACAAUUGGCAGCACACUAACGAGCGUGCAACACGACGUGAAGACCAUGCAGGCUGCUCUUGAAUGUCAGAAGAAAGAUACCGAGGCUUUGAAAAAGACAAUGGACCUAACAGACUUGAGAAAAGCUGUAAACGAGGCUAACAAGACCCAGGAGCUGCACCAUUCGUGGACUGAUGAGCAGAUCCACAUUCUCCUCUCUACGGUCUCCAAUCUCUCCGAGAGAAUGUCCUCAUUAGAGCAGCGGUCUGUCCAAGAAAAAAAGCAGAGGGGUGCAACCAGCCAGCAGCUCGGUGACGGAAAUCCAGAGAGCGAGGCGGCCGACGAAGCUUCUACAGUCAGAGCAACACCUGAGGCUGCACACGAGACAUCGACUCCAGGGACAGACCCGCAGACGGCGAGGCGUUCGCAGUUCUUGUCUGCAAACCGCUCCAAGAGGAAUGCUGCGAAAGGAUGCCCAAAGACAGUGUCGCUUCCUGGUGUCAGCUCUCUGCAAGAUCUGGAGGACGUCUUCCAGCAGGCAGGCAUCGGCCAUCAUUCACUUGGGGUGACUUACCAAGACUUGAGGGCCCUGUUUGGAGCUGCAGUUCCCCACGCCCGGGUCAUGGAGUGCUACGACAGAGACUGGGACCAGAGGUACUCGCUGACAGAGCUGCAAGCCGCUGUGGGUUUGUGAGCGCAGCGCCGCUGACAGCACUGAACAGUAUUGAAGGCCAGCAGGGUCUGGUGUUCGGAGUGCCCUACCCCCUCUCAGUGAUCACUGCACUUUUGUGAACUGAAUAUUUAUCAUGCUGAUUGUGGAACCGUGGCACUGGCAUGCCUCAUCCUCACCUCCUGCCCCAUUUCAACUGAACCAUAGACACACAACGCAAAAAAAUUUUUUAGAAAGGAUUCAUUAAAAAAUCACCACUUAGAAACCAAAUUGCCAGUUUUCUCAUUUUAGCAAAUCCCUAGUUUAUGAAAUAAAACUGUGUGAAUAAUUUUGAAUAUUAACUGUAAUACCCACGCUCGCUGUUUCCCUCACAUCUUUUCUGUUUUAACCAAUCCCUGUCUCGCUCCGAUGUAACAUUUUAAUGUGUAUUUAGGUUGAGUUAAAGCUGCAAGGCUGUCAGCCGAUUUAUGGCAAAUUCCUCCGCACAUCUCCAUCACCGCUACAUCACACUGUCAUGGUCCAGCUCACCUGAACCUUACUUACAAAAACCAAGUUUAAAAUUUUACAAAUACUGUUUACAGAUGAUUACUAGAGAUAGAUUUUCCGUGUGGUUUUGUGUUUUAGACACUUUCCUAACUCAACUGAAAUACGUUACGAAGCCUAGGUGUAAGAACUUCUUUUGUAUGCUAUUUUCUAAGCUUGUUCAAAAAAAACAAAAACAAAAAGCUAAUGUUUCUCACACUUGAUUCUGUUUUUGUGUGUGCAUUUCAUGCCUCAUCUACUUCUUCCUCAAUUAGUUGCUCUAUUUUAAUUUGGAUUAUGCAUAGUAAGUCCAUCUUUACAUUCAUCUUGUUUUUUUUUUCUUUCUUUCUUUCACAGUUUUCAAGUCUGUAAGAUUUGAAGGGCUAUGAACACUUUUUAAAUCAUUCACUUAAGAAUUUUGAAGUGGUAACUUUCGAUGCAUAUGUAGCAAUAACAGAAACAUCACACACACAGGUAUAAUGUGCUUGUUUAAGUUUGCAUUAGUCGAUUUAAAUACCAAGUAGGAGGAAGAAGGUACACCUAGCUCACAGUGUAACAGGUAGUAUGAGAAGCACUGACCAUCUCUCUUUACUUGAUUCAUUGUAGUCCAUUUUUUGUGGGCUUGAGAAUGAUGUAUUUACUAAACACGUUUUGUUAUACUCAACAUUGCUGUAUUCUGUAAAAAGAAAAUAGUAUAAUUUUAAUGUGGAAUCACCAAAUAAAUGAUCUUUGAAGGGGAGGGUUGUUAAA